Messenger RNA from Carassius gibelio (silver crucian carp), 1250 nucleotides. RefSeq lists its product as uncharacterized. Bases 141 to 758 code for a protein of 205 amino acids. Lineage: Eukaryota; Metazoa; Chordata; Actinopteri; Cypriniformes; Cyprinidae. The transcript has 4 exons. Gene Ontology annotation, cellular component: nucleus. The record is from RefSeq and is a predicted model, not a curated record. Gene Ontology annotation, biological process: regulation of transcription by RNA polymerase II.
GUUUGAGAGAGCUUGUUCAACUCGCUCGGGUGCAUUUUUCAGUGCACAAGUAAAGAAGAGCACCUCCUGCACGUAGUAUCACAUUUGUUUUGUUUUAGUAUGAUCGGUGGCUGGAUGGUGGCUGGAUUCAGUUUGUCAGGAUGAUGGAGGACAUAAUGUUAAAGCACUCAGAGGAGUGUAAAGAUCCUCCUCAGCUCUUUACAUACUAUCAAGGCGACAUCAACACUGCAGUGGAUGAGCACUUCUUCCGUGCCCUGAAUAAAGCAACCACACCAAAAGACCUCAGUACUAAAGCCAAGGACAGCAAUAGGAUUCCAAAAUCUGAUGUCCCCUCAUCAUCAUGGGCUUCUGGUGUAACGUGGUCUAAGUCCACACACUCUUCCAGCUCUAAGCUGGCCCAAUUGACAACCAUGGGACCUCCAUCCCAGGGAGUUAUUGUGAACCCUUCAGUACUGUCAUCAUCAUCAUCAUCAUCACCCUCCUCGACCCUCUGGCCAUGUCCACCCAGACAGAGCACAGCCUACGAACUGCCUCAAAUACUCUAUCAACAGCCCAUGGCUGCUGAGAGCAGUGCCAGCUCUUACCUGAACCUGUUACAAAUGGAUCGGCCAACAGGGGGCAUCAUGAUCUCGCCCUUUUCUAAAUCAGAAACCAGACCAGAGUGGAAUUCUGGGACGGCCUUUAGGGAUGGAAGCAGGAUCGGCAUGGAUUCAGGUGUGCCUGUGUCAGAAAUCAGUAAGGAUUUGUACUGGUAUUGAAGGAGGGAUUUCUGGCUCUAUGUCGAAAAUAUAAAAGACUGUCUGCGUUUGCAUUAUUAUGUAAGCUUAAGAAUGCUGUGGUUUUCAGUCAUCUGGAAGAGUGAUUCAAACCAUUAUAUUCAUGGUGUCAGACAUUCCUCAUCGAUGAAUGGCAGUUAAUUGCUUGAUUUAGCCUUGAGGAUGUGCAUAAGGUAACUUCUAGUAGGACAUAAGUGAGAAUACCUAAUUGGAAUCAUUUAUAUGAUUUGUAAUACAUUUAUAGUUUUACCAGACUUUCUCUGUGUAUAGUAUUGUCAUAAUUUUCGUAAUGCAAAAACUUAUAUAGUCAUGUGUCAAAAAAUAUAUUAAAUAUACUGUAGUUACUCUUUAAAUGAAACUUUUCUCUUUCAUACCUUGUCCCUUCAAAAGCUUAUCCACAAAUGUUGACUCUGUAGAUAAGGUUACACAGAAGGCCAAGUAAAAUGAACUCAAAAAUAAAUUUCUUUGAAACUG